AUGCAGACGCAGACGGACUUUGUCGCAACCAAGGCCAAGGCCACGCGCGAUCUGAUGCUCCAAGUGGAUACGGCGGCGGCGAAGCACUCCAAAGCAGGUGAAGAUCACCAGAAGUCCAUCACGGAGUUCGGCAAGGCGAGCGAUGCCUUGGAGGAAAUGGCCAAAAAGGUGACCCUCAAAGAGCAAAAACUUCGAGACAUCUUCGGUGACUACAAGAGCUCCUUGGAUCUUUGGUGA
Cladocopium goreaui is the source of this 237-nucleotide messenger RNA. Lineage: Eukaryota; Dinophyceae; Suessiales; Symbiodiniaceae. The record is from the annotation of a GenBank genome assembly.